Molecule: messenger RNA, 5848 nt
Organism: Clunio marinus
Lineage: Eukaryota; Metazoa; Arthropoda; Insecta; Diptera; Chironomidae
Source: the annotation of a GenBank genome assembly
UACUCUAAACAGUGAUAAAAUGGAUUUGAAAAACGAAUUUGAGAAAAAAACAUUGAAGAAAGGUGUUGACUUUGAUAUAUUACAAAGGGAUGAAGUAUUUUGGCAAAGAUCUGUCAUGAGCCUUGCGAAAGAACAUAUUUCUGAUUUAAAAGAGGAAAUAUUGGAAAAUCGCCUUUUUGAUAUUGUAUUUUGGCAAAGAUCUGUCAUGAGCCUUGCGAAAGAACAUAUUUCUGAUUUAAAAGAGGAAAUAUUGGAAAAUGAAAAUAAGCUUCAAAUAAAGCAUUCGGAGAAGACUUUUUGUAUUUACUGCAAUUGCAGUAAAUGCCUAACAUUUCGCAAAUUAAUAAUUGGGAUUCAUAUGGAGAAUGAGGCCUACAAUGAUUUGUGGGAAAAAUUGAAGGAAAUUAUCAAUUCUUAUUACACUAUAAUGCCUGUGGAACAUGAAUCUACUUUCAUUCGUAAACAUCUUGAACUUCAAACGGAGUCCUGCAAAACGAGAUGGUUCAGCGAUGGCAGCAUUGAUGUUAAAAAGAACAUUCAUGUCUCAAUGGGCAACUAUUUCUCAUUGUCAAACGAAAUGACUUUUAUUAUUGUGUUUAACAUGUUGUACACUCGUGAUAGACAUCAACUUUUUGAACUAUUGUGUCUUCAAUUGAAGUCAAUAAUAAUAACUUACAGAGAAGGAAUUAAGGAGAUAACAAAGUGUACUGUUGCAGAGGAGAAAUAUUAUAAGCCUGAAAAAUUUCUCAACUAUAUACUCGAUGGCUACAAUCGUUUAAUGGAAAUUUCAGAUACAUUAACUCCACUCGUCAUAGAAAUUCGUGAUCAUUUACAAAAGUUUUCAUUAACUUGGCAACUUCUGAAUCAAUGUAUGUAUUACCGCUUCUUAUAUGUGGACAUUGAAAGUCAAAUGGCUGAUUGCAUCUUGAAACUGAAAGAUUCUGUUGACACAGAAACAUAUAAAAGCUUUGUCUAUCGAUUCAUAAAGUUUGACGAAGAAAUGUCGCAAAUUGCUCAAUCUUGGGAAGAAGCAUUAGUUGCAUUGAAACUUUAUAAGAAAUCAACACCGGAUCAAGUAGCUCGGUUGGAACGAAUCGAUAUGAUUCGUAAAAUAAUGGAAAACUUAUGUCAAUUAAAUGAAAUACCAUGUGAUGCAACAGUGAAUGAACAAGCAUUAGCACUUGAUUGGAUUGUAUCAAGUGAGAAAAUUGAUGUGUGGUUGGGUGUUUUAAAUACGAUUAAAAGAGCACCACAUUAUAAAUGGAAGAAAAGAAGUUGUCAAUGUUGCUCAUGUUUUAUGACAGGUGAAGAUACUUCAUACAUAGCAGAUUUAUCAAAUAGAAAUCAAGAUAAAACGAGAGAAAAUUUACUUAAUGAUGAAUGCUAUCAUUUAGCAUGGUGCGUAUUUAAAAACUUAAAAGAGCGUGAACCCUACAACAAAGAAAUGAUUCUACCGGAAAUAUUUUGUGUCUUUGACGAUCCGCCUUGUCAGCGUAUGGAAUGUCAAGUAGCAACUAAUUUGAUUAUUGGUUCAUAUCCAUUAAGCUUUACAAAAUUUCUCCUCAAUACUUAUCAACCACUUUCGACACCUGAUCGCGAGAAGUUUCUUAAAGUUCCAAGUCAAAGUCUUAUUCGUAAGUUUUGCUUAAAAAAAAGUGGAGCUGCUGCCAAAGAGAUUAUGCAAGAAGCUGAUGAAAUAAAUCAUUCAUUUUUAUUGCUCAAUAUGUUCUGGGAGGAUGAAGAUAUAGCUGAUCCAAUAUUACGAGCUGGUCUAGCUGCAGCUUUAGCUGAGAAUUUUAAAAUUGAUUUGAAAUUUCCUCCCAAACAUAUAAUUUUCUCUUAUCUUUUCGCGUUAUUUGAGAAAGGAGACGAUGGUGAUAUUCAAAUGGAUCUUGAAUGGCUGGAAAAAAUUAAUUUGACGAGUUUAUUUAAAAGUUUUGGCAUCAUUUCUAACAGAAUUCAUCACGAGGGACCAGUACUUUCAAACUCUAACGAAGACACAAUAGACAUGACCCUUAAAGAAUUAAGAAUAACAGCAGAAGUUUCAUCUGGAAGAGAAAACAAUGCAUUAGAAAUGGUUCAAGAGUCAAUGAGAGAAGUUGCCGAGAAAUUAAAUACAUUUUCUUUGAAUCAUGAUAACAAUACAGACAACGCUAAAAAAGUUCUUGAAAAUGAAAUUCAAAAACCACUCGUUGAGGCUUUAAAGCUUGCAGCAAAUAAUAAAAAACUCGAGGCAGAGUUAAAGUCAUUACAAAAAGAACAUAACAUGUUGAAGGAUAUGGUUAAAGGAUUAGAACAAAUUCAUGGUGAGAAAAAAGAAGUUCAAGUUACAGUAACGACAUCGAAAAUUUCGGAAAGCAAUACAACAAUAUGUCAUGGACAUUCACAACCUGAUUCAUCGUCACCAUCUUUGAAUUUCGAUUUAGACCAUGGCAAAGAUUCGGGAAAUGGAGCUGAUUGUGUUUGUUAUUAUUGUACUUUAUUUGGUAAAAAUCAAGAAUUUAUAAAUUCGCGAUCUACCGAGACUCGAGAUCGACUUCGAAAGCGUCUUCAUCAGCUCCAAAAUCAGAAAGAUUUCACAACAAAAAAUAAAAAUAUAAAAAAUAUCAGCUUACUUUUGAAAAAUGGUGCUACAAAGUCUUCGAUAUCAGAUUUGGCUUCUACUUCUACACACGCAUCUGCUCCUCUACCCAUGAAUUCCACAAAAGUAGCUGCUGAUGCAACAUCCAUGCAAAAGUUUCUAAAAAAUGAUAACUUGAAAGCAAAUGUUGGAGAACGAAUGAAAAUGAAAAUGGAACUUGAAUUACAGCAAAAGAAAAAAAAGUUGAAAAGCACUCCACAGAAAGCGAAUUUCUCUAUUAAGCCAGAGGAAGUAAAAAUUCAGAGAGCAACAGAAAUAAAUGUAAAAUCACUUGAGAAUCUCGUAGAAUAUAUUGAAGGACCUAGUAGUAAAGCUGUCGUGGAGCUUAAGAAAGCUGAAGAAGCUGCUAUGAAGAAACAACAAAAAAAAGCGAAGCAACUUGAACAAAAAAUGCGACGACAAAUUGAUUGUAAACUUGAAAAUAUUAUGGAGAUGAAUAAUGAACUUCUUGAUGUCAUUCUAGAGGAGAAGCAAGUUAAAAAUCAACUAAGCCAAUUGAAAGCAGGAAACAAAUUGAAUUCAAAUUUUGACAUAAUGAAAGAAUGUGGUGAAAUGAAGGCUAUCAUUGCUUUACUUUUACCGAAUGAGAAAGUAGCAUUGAAAAGUGUUCAGCAACAAAAAUCAAUAUCAAAGCCAUGUGCGAAUGCAAAAAUUGAAAAUUAUCAAAAAAUAAAAGAAGAUGUUGAAGAUCCAGCUAAGCGUAUGGUUACUAUAAGACGAAUAAAUUUACCACAUGCCGAGCCUCAAGUUACAGUCACAGCAAAAGGCUCCAAUGAUAUGGACCAACUGCUUUAUACAUUUGUUAACGGCCAGUUAGUUCCAGCAUCAAGACUCUCACCUUCAGCAUUUCAAAAUGGUUCAAUACAACUCUUCAUGUCCACUAAUGGACAAACAAAAAUGGUUAUGGAUCAUCAGAAUUUAUGUAAGCCUAACAAUAUAAUGGCAACGACUGAAAUAAUGACACCAAGGGUUACUUCAAAAUCGAAGGAAUUGAAUAAAGGAAUUAAAAUGAAGCAAUCUACAGAGGCAUCGGAAAAAGGUGUAGAGAAAGUCAAAAAAGAUUUGAAGAAAAAUGUUAAGAAAAAAAAUGAAACACAGGAACCUAGAAAAAAGUCGUUGAAGAAUCAAAAAACAAAAACAGAUAAAAAAGAAACUGCGACAAAUAAUCAAGCAGAUAUUGACGUGAAUUUAAAUCGAAAAAGAAAUAAGAAUUACAUUGAUCCAGAGUUUUCUGCCAAUCCUUUCAAAUUAUUAGAUAACGAGCAACAGUCAGAAUCAGAAGAAGAUUCUUUAUCACAAGUUUCCAAUAAUGUAUUUGAAGGCAAUAAGAUAACUGGUGAUACACAAAGCUUACAACAGGGAGAAAAGAAAUCAAACAUCGAGAAAAAAAUGAAAAAGAAACAAAAUUCUAUGAAAGUUGAGAAGGAGACCCAAAAGAAAUCAAUGAAAACUACUGAUGGUAUUACAUUAAAUUCGAAUGAAGCAAUUGUUCUGAAAGAUAUGAAGCAAUCCCUUAAAAAAAAUAAGAACCAUAUUGACGAUAAAGAUGAUCUUUUAAUGAAAUCAAAACUUUCCAUUCUUCAACAUCAGCAAAAGCAUCAAAUAAAUUCUAAUUCGAUUAUGGAUCAAUUAAAUCGAGGAGUUCGAGUUGAAGGGUUAAGACUUCCACCAGGAAUAACACUUACGAAAGUCGCUCCAAACGAUUCAAUGGCAUCAAAAAGAGAUUCAAUAAACAAAAUUGUCCAACCUAUUCAAGAUUAUUCGAAAUCUGUUGGAGCAAUACCUGAACAGUCAAAUGAUAUUAUAAUGAUUGAAAGUAAUCCCAUUUUACUCAAUUCAUCUUCGCAAUCGGCAAUUCCAUCUGAUAACAGUAGCGGUAAGAAGAAAAACAAAAAAAAGAAAAACAAAAUGUGUCCAGAAUCAUCUGAACAAAAUGAUAAUAAAAGUUCGAAGCACCAAAUGAUAACAACAUCUGAUCGCAUGGUUACAUUGAAGAAUCCAUUAUUUUAUAAAAGUCCAGUGGGAGAUUCAACGAAAGGAAUUAUGGAAAAUCCUCAGCCAGUACCAAUAACAAAACAAAGCAAUGAAUCAGAAUCUCAAGCAGCGUCUAUUAUACGAAAUGAAAAUGGCAUGUACACAAUUCGCAAUCCUUGCUUUCAGAACGUUUUUGGAUCAGUUAAUUCUACAGCAUUUGUGCCACGUCCAUUGGAUGGGAGCACAAAGCCUUUUGCACUCUCACCAAAUCAAUACUCAACGUAUAGUAACGACGUUCAGUUUACAGCUGAGUCUCAGCCUAAAUGUAGUUCAGUAAUAGGGAGUGAAAUGAAAGAUGUUCUUCAAAGGCGAAAAUAUGAGCAAAAGCAUGCCGGAAAUAUGGACAAUUUCAACCAUCAAUAUGGCGUUCGACCACAAUCGACUUACUCACACUUUGGAACAACUCCAUUGAGUUUCAAUAACAACGGAACUGAUUGUGAUGAUAAGUUUAAUUCUGAAUCGAGAAAUUUUCAAACAAAUCCUUCUGCACUGUCUACGAAUUACGAUGAAUUACGUUUGAAACCGGGACAUAUGCUAAACUCUGAGGUCACAAUCCACAACAUUUCGGAGUCAAAGAUGUUCUUAAAUGAAAUGAGAAAGACUUCACCGUCAUCUCUUGAAAUAAUUGGCAAUGGAAACAUAGAAAAUGUUGGUAAGCUUUUUGGAGACUUAUACAUAAGUCGACCGGUUGAAUCAAACGAAAUCAUUGAUAAUGGAAAUGAUAAUUCAAUCUUCACCAACAACGAUAAUAGAUUGAAUAAUCAAAGGAAAAGUAACAUAAACACUCGAAAAGAUAAUGAUUUUGAAGUUUUUCAACGUUACAACUUUAGCCCUACAUCUCAUUCCAUUAAAUCAAAUCAAAUGGACAUGGAAUCAGCUCAAGAAUAUGACAUGAAACAAAAUUCAACAAAUUCGAACAGCCCUAUUUCAGUUGUUUCAUUGGAUGACAUAUUUGAUCAUUCUGAUAUGAAGAAUGGAAAUGUAAGCAAUCAAAAAACAGCAUUUUAUCCAUCACAUCCAAACUUCAACGAUGAUAAAUCGUCAGGUGUAUCUUCUUUGUUUUCAUCUGGUAUUUAAACUGAAUAUUUUAUUUUGUUUCGAAUUCUGCACUCUUAGGAAUUCGUCUCACAAAAAGUAAUGAAAUAAACAGAAGUUUGAAUUUUUUUACUGAAA